This is a messenger RNA of Dermatophagoides farinae (American house dust mite), 1554 nucleotides long. RefSeq lists its product as uncharacterized. The record is from RefSeq and is a predicted model, not a curated record. Lineage: Eukaryota; Metazoa; Arthropoda; Arachnida; Sarcoptiformes; Pyroglyphidae.
UCUUUGUUCUCGUUUUGAUUUGUUUUUUUUCAUUCAUAUAAUUCAUUCAUCAAUCAGUGUUAAUAACAACUAGUAAUCAACCGAUAAUAAUGAUGCUGCUAUCGUGUAGGCAUCAUUUCACAUUGUGGACAUUUAUUGCCACCAUUAUUAUAAUCAUUCUGGUACAACUAGUCGAUCAUGGUCAAUGUCAAUUACGGCCAAUAUCAUUGCCGGGAAUAUUUUCGGCCAUUAGAUAUCAGAAUACGGCUUGUGAUGGUGAAAAUGAAGAGACUGGUCUCUGUCUUUACGAGAGUGAAUGUCUGAACCGUAAAGGUGCCGUUAUUGGUCGAUGUGCAAAUGGUUUUGCUGCAUGUUGUUCAUUUAAAUUUACAUGUGGUGGUGAAACCAAUCAGAAUGAAACAUUUUUCGUUAAUAAACAAUAUCCAGGUUAUGAAAACGAGACAAAUACUUGUCAAGUGACCAUUAAAAAAUUGGAAAAUAUCUGCCAACUACGGUUGGAUUUCGAAGAAUUUUCAAUGUCACAACCAGAUGAGAAUGGAUUUUGUACGACCGAUUCGUUUAUGGUUCGUACAACAGUCGGUGAACGUUUACCAAUUAUAUGCGGUGAAAAUGCUGGUCAACAUAUUUAUAUUGACAUGGGACAAGGUAGCAAAAAUCCGGUAGUAUUAUCAAUUGUAACAAAUGGAGCUCGUGUGUUGCGAAAAUGGAAAAUCAAAAUAAAUAUGAUCACUUGUAAUAGUUUGGAUAUGGCUCCUUCUGGCUGUUUACAAUAUUAUCGAUCGGCCACAGAUGUUAUACGUAGUUUUAAUUUUGGACCAAAACUUGAAUAUCGGGCACGAUAUUUAGCCAAUUUACGUUACACAACUUGUAUUCGUACUGAGGAAAAUUUCUGUGCAAUCAAAUGGGAAACUGAAAAUCCAGGAAUGUUUAUGUUUGGUGCACCAUUCGAAGGCAAAGAUAAUGAAUAUAGUGAUUGUUCACAAUCAUUCCCAUUCUUUGGAAUGCAAGGAAAAACCGAAGAUAGUGAACCAGUUAUCAAUUCGACAGCAACACAAAUGACGUUGUAUGGAUUGAAUGAUAAUCAAGAAACUGUUUCACCAUCUGUGACAACAAUGACACCAUCAACAGUGACAGAAAAUUCAUUGAUAAUGGCAGAGAAUCGUGAAGAUAAUAUGUCGGAAAAGAAUAAUCCAACCCUUGAUAAGGAUUCCUUAUAUAUUCAUAGAUGUCAAAACGGUGCCAGUGGUGUUCAAUGUAAUUUCGAUGAUUUUAUUGGUAUCGAUCAAGGAUCGAUCGAAGGUACUGGACAGGGUGAGGAUCGUUUCUGUGGUGCACGAUUGCUUGAACAUGAUUUCAUCAUCUCUCGUUCAAAACCAUUUCAAUUACGAGUACGAUCAAAUGGAGAUCAUUUUAGCAAUGCAAUCAAUUCACAAGCAGGUUUUUCAUUGAAAUAUACUCAACUACCAUGUGUCAUUUAGAGGGAAGGAGGGAAAUGGGAGUGGCAAAAAUUUUCUUUUUCAGUUUUUGAUUGGGUCUGGUCCAAAUUUUUUUUUA